AUUGUACGUCGUCGAUCGCGCCGCGCCCGCAUGUGGAACAUGGGACUAUUGUUCCUAAUCUACUACUGCGUGAGCAUCUACUCCGCCAAAGGAGACUCCAAAGAAGGACAGCCCCUGCCACUGGAUGUAGGCAGUCUGGCCGAAGACGCUGGCGACGUGGAGACUAACGAAGUGGAUGCAGUAGAAGGCAACACACAGGAAAACUCUGUCCUGAACACCACUCCUGCGUUUGAGGCGUCUACACAAUCCACUCCCAUCCAUGGUGCUAUACCAACUUGGCGCCCGAAGCGGGAGAACUGCACCCCCCCAGCGAUCGAACAGUUUCCGCAACCGCUGAUGAACAAGUGGGCGCGGCAACACGGUGGUCUCAUCUUGCACAUUUUGGUUGCCGUCUUCACCUUCUUUGGCCUGGCAAUCGUAUGCGAUGAGUACUUUGUGGCCAGUCUGGAUCGCCUCUGCGAGGAGUUAAAGCUUUCGCCAGAUGUGGCGGGAGCCACGUUUAUGGCUGCCGGGAGCUCGGCACCUGAGUUAGCGACUGUUGUAAUAGGAGUGUUCUUUGCCAAGGACGACAUCGGUAUAAGUGGGGUCAUCGGCUCAGCUGUAUUUAAUAUCAUGUUCGUGAUAUCCGUCUGCGCUCUGUGCUCGGGCACCGUUUGCCAGCUGAACUGGUGGCCCCUCGUGCGGGACUGUUUUUUCUACUGCGUCUCCAUUCUGGUUAUGCUGAUAAUUAUCUUCAACGACGUCAUAUCUUGCUUUGAGUCCGUGGUUAUGCUUCUUUGCUAUGUAGGAUACUGCGUAGCUCUCCACUUCAACACUGAACUAGAACGAUGGGCACUGGGUCUUAACCUUCCCUUUAAGCUGCCCAGCAAGGAAGAACAAUCGGCUCUGGUCACUUACAAGAACGUGCCGGAAAGCUCCUACACACAAGAAAGUGCUACCCAGGCAAAGGAACAACAAGUCCCAAAAAACAUCGAUACCAGACAAGCAGAUCCACAAAACGACUACCAGAACUACAGCGAUCCCAAUGCGAGCUGGGACCCGAACGCUGCCUGGGGAGAGGACGGCCAGUCAAACCAAGUCACCAAUCCCCCGCCACUUGACGAUUGGGGGAUAGGCCAAAGUGGGCAGGAGAACAUGGGCUACAACGCCGACCAUCCCGAGUCUGUGAUCACUGGCGAAGCGGCUGCGGUCGUUCCCAAAAGUGGUGGCCAGGUGGUGUCCACUCAGUCAUCUGACUACUAUAAGUCGACAGACAAGCAGCGAGAGCAACGCCGUGAUCCCCUAAUCAGGCCCACGGAAGGUGGGCUGCCAGCUGUAAUUUCUUGGUACGUGGUCUACCCUAUCCACUUCCUCUGCAAGAAAACUAUGCCUGACUGCCGACAGGAGCAGUAUCGCAACUGGUACCCGUUCACAUUCCUGAUGUCAAUGGUAUGGAUAUCAUUCUACUCCUACUUUAUGGUGUGGAUGAUUACCGUGAUAGGGUCCACGCUGGCCAUCCCGGACACCGUGAUGGGUCUAACGUUUGUGGCCGCUGGCGUGUCUGUCCCGGAUGCCCUAAGCUCAAUAGCCGUUAUCAAAGAAGGUUUCGGCGAUAUGGCCGUUUCGAAUGCAAUUGGUUCCAAUGUCUUUGAUAUCCUAGUGUGCUUAGGUCUUCCCUGGUUCAUACAAACGGCUAUCAUAAAGCCCGGCUCCCACGUCAACGUAAUUUCCAAGGGACUAGCCUACUCUACUCUGUCACUCUUCUCCACCGUCGUCUUCUUAAUCCUUUCGACGCACCUAAAUGGGUGGAAGCUGGACAAGAGACUGGGAAUUAUCUUGAUGAUUUGGUACUUGUUCUUUAUUACCCUGGCGUCGCUCUAUGAAUUAAAUGUCUUCGGCUACAUGAACCCACCCGAAUGUCUCAGUACUUACUAAAAACUCAGAAUGUCAGCAAAGCACGUAUAUUUUCAUUAGCAGCACUACGUAUUGUUUAUAUAUAAACGUACAUGUAGAGUUGUUCAUAACCGCAGCUAAAACCAACAAAACCAAACCAGACACAAUGAUUAUGAGUAACAUUUACAAAACCAUAAUUAGAGGAAAAAAUAAUACCUUAAUGGCGUUUUACAUGGAUUUUUACAUUGCACCAAACCAAAAAGAUAAAUUAUAUGAAUGUACAUGAAUACAAUAUUACAAUAUUAUGUAAUACGUAUUUAUAUAAUACUUAGGUAACUAACAACGGUGAUUCUCUCUAAAUUGAGAAACUAUUUUGUUCUAUUUGGAAUAUUUCACAUUCCACAGACGUGGAGUUAGUCUUAACUAUCUGACUCUGAUAGCUCCCGCGAUCUCAGCGUUCAAACAGAUAGGCUCUCAUGACUAGAUCGAUUAGGCUUUAUUUUAAUUUUAAUUUGAAGUAAGCUUAAUUAAUAAGCAUUUUUCGUUAGCGUUGGUCAACGUAGUUGUCUUCAAAAAACUAUAGUUUUGUUAUUAAUUUAAAACUAAUCCUAUUAUGCUCAAACAUAAAAUGUUAAUAUCCCUAAUCUGCUAUUUUCCAUUUCUUCCCAUUAAUAAAAUUUUGUUUCAAACAUUUUUUAAUUUUUAUGGAAUAUAUUUUAAAAAAAACGUAUCGUUUCAUAAUGAAGCAUUCUCGUCUUACUAAAAUAAAGAUGAAUUUACAAAUGUUUUCAAUAAAAGGUGGUAAGUAAUUACGUAUAAGAUAAGGAAAAAGUUUCCCAAUUCAGAGAGAAUUGCAUACAUAAAAGAAAAGUAAACCUAGAGCAAGUGUAGCCACUGUAGAUAGGGAGACAAAUGUAUGUAAUUAAGAACAAUAAAACAUUAAAAAUAUGAUAUUGUUGCUAACGAUUAAAUAUAGCAAUGUAAAAUGCCCUAUAUCACAAUCAAAUAGUUUUGCUAUUUUUAAGUUGUUUGUAUAUACUUUUGAAAAGUCGCAUUCUAAGAGUUUAAUUAAUUACAAACCAUAAUUUUACGGUUUAUUGUAAAAUGUUUUAUUAACUAUGACAUACGCGGUCGUAGAAAUAUUUCCCGGUCUCAGUUUUGAUAAAGCAAACGAAAAUUUUAAAAUUGACCAGAUAUGCAAAGUUAUAAACUGUGGAACAAGGACAACGAAUUUUGUUGCAUUUUUUGUAUCAAGAAUUUAUGUUUUUUUUUAUCAUAUUAAAAAAAGUAUUAACAUUUCAUGAUUCAAGAAUAACAAGUAAAAAACUCAAACUUGAUUUUGAUAUAAAUUCUAAGAAAUGUAUAACGAUGGCAAUUAAUAGUGUCAAUUUUUUAUUGUAAAUAAGAUGCAGAUAUAAAAUAUUAAUUAUUCUAUUUAACGCAGAGUAAACUAUUCAUGUCAAUUCGUGCUGUAAUUUAUGUUCAGAACAAGCCCUUUCCCGUUCCAGUUUUAUGGAAUUUUCAAUCUGAUAUAAUACACGGUUCGUCAUUACAAAACUAUUAUUUCGAAGGUUUCAAUAACUCUUUCUGGGUAACUUAAAACAUUUUUUGUAUGGAACAUAUUAGUUUAUAUUGCUUAGAAUAAAGCAUCAGAAAGGGCUAGCAUUAUGGAUUCAAAAUGAUAUUUCAUUUUAUGCUAUGGCAAUUUAAAUCAAACUUUACAUCCCAGAAUAGUGACGUUGAAGCUGGUGGGUUAACAUUGCACGAAACAAGCAAUGUCUGAAAUAUAUAGUGUACACCUAGAAUAUAUACAUAUGUAUAUACCAAAAUAUACACAUACAGCACACCGAUACUAACGAAGUGAGCACUGUAAUAUGGGCGCGCUCAAGUAAUAGUGAAAUAAUACAAAACCGGCAUAUAUACACAUACAUACAUAUUACAAAAAAGAACUUACAUAUAUACAUAUACAAAUUCUGAUUCGAGGAUUAUGCUUAAACAAAUUUAAAGGGAUUAAAUAGCCUUUGAAAAAUUAUUAUAUUAGCAACCCAAGUUCAAAACCAAAAUAAAUUAAUCUCAAACUAAAAAACACAGCCUUAUUUAAAAGAAUUGUAGUGCUACCUUCCUUCAACAUUUAUGUUCUAUUGAGGUCCUCUAUAAUCCAGUAGUAUUAAAUCAAAAACGUAUAACAAUUUUGUUAAUUUCAAAAUAAAUAUGUAUUUUCAACAAAUUAUUUUAAACAAAGGUUUCCAAGGAUAAAGUAAAUAUGUCACUCUUGGAACCUAAUAAUAACUACAAAAGUAAAUCCGUUUAUGUCUGAUAUAAAUAUGUAUGUUGGUGGUUUCCCUUUAUACGUUAGUGUUGCUCUAUUAAAUAUAUUGAAUCCUUCUAUUAGUAAAAUGCCGCAAAAAUAGUAAACCUUAAAAAAAUCAAAUAUUAAAAAAAACAAAUUAUUUCCUUUAAAUAGGUGAAAACGUUUUUAGCCAAUUCCAAAAAUAUUAAAUUAAAGAGCUCCAGCAACUCUUUAUUUAAUAAUUCGAGAUUUCAAAAUUGAAAAGAGGUGGUACUACAGUUUUUAUCAUAUGCAUAUAUGUAUAAAAAUCAACGUUACAAAACAAUAAAUAAGAACAAUCUCCUGUUAAAUAUACUCACUUAACAUAAAUAUGUUGUUCUUCUUGCCAAGUGCAAGGUUCUUCCCUAUUCUACAAAAAAAACGUAUCCAGAAAGUGUUUGAGAAUAUAUAUAUAAAUUCAUAUACUUAUGUAUGUCACACAGCAAGCAGUUAUAUCAGUAAUACAUACAAACACAGAUUUGAUUUGAAUAUAUAAUUAUUAUUUUUGUUUAUUAUUAUUAUUUAAAAAAAUUCGAAUGAAUUCAAAAUUAACAUAUUUGUUAGUUUUAAAUUCGAUAUACAUAUUUCGUGUUACCUUUAACUGUUAACUAUAACUAUUACUGAGAAGGAUCCAGGUUUGCAGCAAAGGUAGACAGAAUACUAACAAUUAAUUAAAACUCCCCUUUACAACAAAUACAAUGUGCAAUAAUUGUUACUUCAAUUUACAUUAAAAAAAAAUUAAAAGUACUAUACCAACCCAAUACAAUAAAUGUUUACGCCUGAAAUUUGUGUGGACUAACGCAGUUUAAAAAUUAACUUCGGCCGGCAACCUAUUCUUGUCAGUAAGAUUGCAAACAAAACCAUAAAAACUAUUGCUAAUAUAGAAAACUGUUAUUGUUAUGUUUAGUCUUAAAAUGAAUUCCGAAAAUAAAAGCAUAGAAACAAAA
Messenger RNA from Drosophila eugracilis, 5148 nucleotides. Its product is annotated as probable sodium/potassium/calcium exchanger CG1090. The transcript has 6 exons. Gene Ontology annotation, biological process: intracellular calcium ion homeostasis; calcium ion transmembrane transport. Gene Ontology annotation, cellular component: membrane. The coding region runs from base 31 to 1914 and encodes 627 amino acids. Lineage: Eukaryota; Metazoa; Arthropoda; Insecta; Diptera; Drosophilidae. Gene Ontology annotation, molecular function: calcium channel activity; calcium, potassium:sodium antiporter activity. The record is from RefSeq and is a predicted model, not a curated record.